UUCCGCUCACCAUCGUCUUCUCUAUCCCUCGCUUUGCUGCGGUGUUUGUUGCCCCCAUUUUCGCGCCCCUCUCUCUCUUUGCAUUUCAAGCUGUAUUGUAUGGCCGCCAAUUCGCAGAGACGCGCACUUGUGAGCACUGGAAGGCGGUUUCUCAACCAGAUCCCAGCCCUGAGCUCUCUCCAUCCGUCUCCCUCUCCUUCGCUUCCUCUCAGGAGGGCUGUGCACGUGUCGGUGUACGACAAAAAUCCGGAGGAGAACGUGCGGGUGACCGUGGUGCCGGACCAUGUAAUCGGGCCUCAGCCUGACAAAUACUGGGCUCCACACCCGCAGACUGGAGUGUUUGGGCCAGCAACAGAGCACAACCCAGCUGGCGGUGCGGAACCUGGCUCCCGUUCCUCCCCGUCGGUUAGUGUUACUGCAGGGCAAGAGAGUUCAGUGCUGGAGCAGAAGGCCUUCUUCCGAUCCGUCGAGAAUUUGGAGAAGCCCGCCUACGAUUUGACGUUCCCACAACCUUGAAGCGCGGAGGCGGCGGCCCAAAGAAUAAGGGACUCUUCUUAAAGCAAUAAUAAUAAUAAUAAGAACAAGAAGAAAAAUAAAAGGAAAACACUGGUUUUGUGUUUUUGUUAUGAGCUUGGAAGUCUGUCUCGUAGUACUAAUUUAUGUAAUGUUGGUAGAGAUUGUAGCAUAUUAUCAUGAACUAUUGUUUACUUCGCUAUUAAAUAUAAACUGGGUUACGUUUAAUUCAACAAAGGAGGAGUAUAUAUUUGUCAUUUGUUUAAUUGACAAAUUAAGACUAAAUUACAUUUGCUA
Messenger RNA from Diospyros lotus (date-plum), 810 nucleotides. RefSeq names its product late embryogenesis abundant protein At5g17165-like. Lineage: Eukaryota; Viridiplantae; Streptophyta; Magnoliopsida; Ericales; Ebenaceae. The record is from RefSeq and is a predicted model, not a curated record. The transcript has 2 exons. Bases 100 to 516 code for a protein of 138 amino acids.